Messenger RNA from Bombina bombina (fire-bellied toad), 2640 nucleotides. RefSeq names its product UTP25 small subunit processome component (gene UTP25). Gene Ontology annotation, molecular function: rRNA binding; U3 snoRNA binding. Gene Ontology annotation, biological process: maturation of SSU-rRNA from tricistronic rRNA transcript (SSU-rRNA, 5.8S rRNA, LSU-rRNA). Lineage: Eukaryota; Metazoa; Chordata; Amphibia; Anura; Bombinatoridae. Gene Ontology annotation, cellular component: nucleolus; small-subunit processome. The transcript has 12 exons. The coding region runs from base 137 to 2428 and encodes 763 amino acids. The record is from RefSeq and is a predicted model, not a curated record.
UUCAGGUUUACUGACUCUAUGGUUUACCACGUGGGUGACGUGACAUUUGAUUCCCGGAAGUAGUUUGGACUUGUUGCCUAACCCACGUGGAUGUGAAAAAAAAAACAAAAAAACAAAAAACAAGAACAGCAUUAAAAUGGGGAAGCGGAGAAAACAGCGGCUGGGAGAAGAGAUCAGCAAUCUAACCAAGAAACAGAAGAAGCAUCUUAAAGAAUUCGGGGAACAGCAUCCAUUUUAUGACCAAGUCUCUACUCGAGAAGGAGCAACUCAGCUUGUUGAGCUGCGUGACAGCUCAGAUGAUGAAUCCAGUCUUGAGAGUGAGGUCGAAAGUGAACCCGAACAGGUGAACAUGUACCAGCAACUGCUGGCAACCUUAAGAAGUGUGUCUGAUGAGGAAGAAGAGGAGGAAGAAGAGGAAGAGAGUGAGGAUGAAGAGGGUUUAGAGGGUGAGAGUGCAGAGUCUGAUGUGGAAGAAAAUGACGAUGUGAAUGAAAAAUCUGCAGCAUCUGGGGAUGAAAGCGCAGGGGAAGAAGACAUAAGUAAUAGCAUAAAGGAUGGUGAGAAUGAUGCAGAAAAGCUGGGAGAUCUGGCCUGUGAGGAUCAGAACGAAUUUACUGAUGUUAAACAUGAAUCAAAAUUCAGUUUGGAGACAAAUUAUAUUGACGAUGAGAAUGAAGAUCAGAAGACUGAAAGUGUUUCCUCAGCAGUUACUUCUGACGAUCCAUUUAAACAGCAUAUCCACACUGAGCUGGAGGAGGAACAAGUUAACCAGAUUACAACAAACGCCAAAACCACUUUACCAAUAAAGUGGCCAACAUUAGGUCAGCUUAUUAUCGCAUCAGCACUUAAGAAGGUUCAGCCAUUGAAGUCUGAGAAAGAAAAUGACUUAAAAAAGCUGCAUCUCCACAAGCCUCUGGAAUCCACAUGGCCCAUAGUGAACAGCACAUUUCUACCAGCAUCAGGUGACCAGAAGUUCUCUGCAUUACAGAGAGAGCUCUUUACAAUCAUGAAUUCCUACAAAGACUUGUUUUAUCCAUCCAGGACAGCAACAAGUCAAGGAGAAGAAAUCAGACAUGUUUACUGUCUUCAUGCUCUAAACCAUGUCCUUAAAGCUAAUUCACAUGUUCUACAAAACAAUACCAAGAAAAGAGAUAAGAAAUCAGGAGCGGAUGAAGAGGACAUAAGAGACCAGGGCCUGACCAGACCCAAGGUACUUAUUGUUGUGCCUUUCCGGGAAUCUGCAUUACGAGUGGCGCAGAUUCUAAUCAGCUUGAUGGAAGUUAGCAAUAAAAAACUAGAAGUCAGUAACAAGAAGAGGUUUAAAGAUGAGUAUGGUUGUGAUCCAGAAGACAAACCCCCAAAUCUGAAGAGGCCAGAAGAUUAUGAAACAGUGUUUGCCGGAAAUAUUGAUGACCAUUUCAGAAUAGGCGUUGCCAUCUUGCAGAAGAGUAUGAGGCUCUAUUCUCCAUUUUACUCUUCUGAUAUUAUCAUAGCCUCUCCUCUUGGACUGCGUACGAUCAUUGGUAGCGAGGGAGAGAAGAAAAGGGAUUUUGAUUUCCUAUCUUCCAUAGAGGUCCUUAUCAUUGAUCAGGCGGAUAUCUACUUAAUGCAGAACUGGGAACAUGUUCUGCACUUGAUGAAUCACCUCAAUCUUCAGCCUUCAGAAUCUCACGGUGUUGAUUUUUCCCGGGUGCGAAUGUGGAACCUUAACAACUGGUCAAAGUACUAUCGGCAAACGUUACUUUUCAGUGCUUUGCAAGAGCCACAGAUUAACUCAAUAUUUAAUAAGCACUGCUUCAACUACUGUGGGCAGGUGACUGUGAGAAAUAUGGCUAUUACAGGUUCUAUUUGUCAAGUGGUGGUGCAGCUUCCUCAUGUGUUCCAGAGAUUGGAAGUGAACAACUUGCUCUCAGUGAUAGAUGCAAGAUUUGACUUCUUCAUCAACAAGAUAUUGCCUCAGUACCGAGAUGCAAUCAUGUCACAUACACUUAUCUACAUUCCUUCGUAUUUUGACUAUGUGAGAAUUCGAAAUUAUUUUAAGAAGGAAGAGCUGAGCUUUGCUCACAUCUGUGAAUACACUGACAAGCCCGGAAUAUCCAGAGCACGGCAGUUCUUUUUGAAAGCAGAAAGACAAUUCCUCCUCGUUACAGAAAGGUUUCAUUUUUAUAAAAGAUACACAUUGAAGGGUAUCAGAAAUCUUAUUUUUUAUGAACUUCCUACAUAUCCUCACUUCUACAGUGAGAUCUGUAAUAUGAUGAAGGUAUCAAACCAAGGACAGCAAGCCACAUGGACAUGCACUAUUCUGUAUUCUAAGUAUGAUGCGCAGAGAUUGGCUGCAGUGGUGGGAGCCGAGAGGACAGCUCAGAUGCUUCAGUCAAAGAAGACUGUUCACCUUUUUGUUACUGGAGAAAAUAAUUUAUACGUAUAGCGGCUCUGGGUAAAGCCCGAUGUACUGUAAUUCCCCCACCUUCACAAUUUUUUUUAUUGUCAUAGAGGAUGUGUAAUACAGAUUUGGAAAAAGUUCAUCAAGCUCACAUAGGUUAAUAGAAUAUUCAGUAAAAGUCCUAAGUAACUAAUCCAUGAUAGACCUAAUCAGGAGAACACAUUAAGACUUGAAAUAAAUGGAGAGAUGCAACAGUG